AUUUAGAGUACUGGGUCUAGUCUUGGUGCGGAGGCGGCCGCUUUAAAAGGAGCUGGCUCCGACGUCAGCGCCGUUUUAGACAUGUGGCUCUGACAUCCAAUAGCCUGAUCGCGGCUUUAGUCAGCCCUUUCCUCUCAGGAGAUCCCUCUGCUGAAGACUAACGUAGACAGGGGUUAGCCACGGCUGCACGACUAUCACCAGAUACAACUAGGAAACGAAAUUUAUCCUCCUCUUUCCCACACCUGCAGCAUCAGUUCAUAUCCAGAGCUAGGACCACCGUGUAGCGACCAUGUCUGUAGCGGGGCUCAAGAAGCAAUUCCACAAAGCCACUCAGAAAGUGAGUGAGAAAGUAGGAGGGGCAGAAGGAACGAAGCUCGAUGAAGACUUCACUGAAAUGGAAAAGAAGAUGGACGUUACGUCUCGGGCCGUGCUGGACAUCAUGACCAAGACUACUGAGUAUCUGCAGCCAAACCCAGCCACCAGAGCUAAGAUGAGCAUGAUGAACUCCAUGUCUCGUAUGCGGGGUCAGGAGAAGGGACCGGGCUACACACAGACUGAGGCCAUCCUGGGAGAGUCCAUGCAGAGGUUUGGCAGGGAGCUCGGAGAGGAGUCCCACUUUGGCCCUGCUCUGAUUGACGCUGGUGAAGCCAUGCGUGAGCUCAGCGAGGUGAAGGACGCUCUUGACAUGGAGGUCAAGCAGAACUUCAUCGAUCCGCUGCAGAACCUGUAUGAGAAAGAUCUGAAGGAGAUUCAGCAUCAUCUCAAGAAAAUGGAAGGCCGUCGUCUGGACUUUGAUUAUAAGAAGAAGCGUCAGGGCAAAGUGACAGAGGACGAAAUCAAACAGGCGCUUGAGAAAUUUGAUGACUCCAAGGAGAUUGCUGAGCAGAGCAUGUUCAACCUGCUGGAGAGUGAUAUUGAGCAGGUGAGCCAGCUUACUGCUCUGGUCCACGCUCAGGUGGAGUACCACAGCCGUGCAGCUGAGAUCCUCACACAGCUCUCCAGUAAGAUGGACGAACGGAUAAGGGAAUGUUCUAACAAACCGAGGAAAGAGUUUGCUCCUAAACCACGCACGUCUCUGGACUUCUCUAUCAGUGAGAACCACAAUGGAGGAAUCCACGGUGCUCGCUCUCCAGCCCCCAUGGACCAGCCCUGCUGUCGUGCACUUUACGAUUUCGACCCUGAGAACGAAGGUGAGCUAGGUUUCAAGGAGGGCGACAUCAUCACCCUGACCAAUAAGAUCGAUGAUAACUGGUACGAAGGGAUGCUGCACGGCAACUCCGGCUUCUUCCCCAUCAACUAUGUGGAUAUCCUGGUGCCACUGCCUCACUAGGAUGUCACCGAUACGUGCUGUCUGCAAAGGUGGAAUCCAAAUGUCCAAUUCCUCCCUCAAGUGUUCCCAGUAAUCUUUUUCCUAAACAUUCCUACCAAACCACCUGCACUCCGCUUUACAGGAGGCAAACAGCAACAACACAAUAACGAGCAAAGAUUGAUGAAAAAUUAAAGCAAGUAUGCACCAGUUGAGUGUAAAAACUUUAAGUGAAGAAAUAUCUGCAUUGAUGUCGUUGCUGCCCUUAGUCCCAGGAGGUUCUUUCAGGCUUCCAGUCAUUUUAUCCAACUUCUGUCCGGCUUUUGUCUUCGUUUACGUUGGCUGUCAGUCCCUCAUGAGUUUAUCAGAACAGAUUUACAAGAACUCUCUCUCAUUCACUGUACUUUAUGGAAACCUCUACAGUAGAUAGAAACUUUUUCUCUCACAUACUACAAAAAGAGAAAUUGGUCCACGUGUUUCAUGUUCGUUAGAGACUCUAGGUCAAGCAUGGUUUCAAGUGUUCAACGUUUUAUCUUAUAAAAAAUAUGUUGAGAGGAUUUUAUUUUUGAUUUGGGUGUUUAUUUUUUAUCAGCACUCACAUUUUGGCAUGUUUGGACAGUUUUUGGAGAAACUAUGUCCGUAUCAUGCUCAAAAACUCUGUCCAAAGGAUGUCUGUCAACUUUCAAAUAAUCAGACUUUAGACAAAAGUCGUAGAUGGAUCCAUAUCUUGCUGUUAACAAAAGAGGAAAAAAGAAACAAGAUUACCCAUAAUCAUUUUAUUUUUGACAUAACACUAUGUGCAUCUGAGUGAUUUAGAUACCAAAGUUACCUGCAAAAACCUGUAUCAACUCCUGUUUUAGCUUCAAGAUUUCUAGACGGUAAAUGUCGGUAAAUCUGUCGGAUGCAUCAGGGUGAAGCUUGCAAUCUCUAGUACUCUGGUAUUUUUAAAAGGAGGAGAAAAACUGUAUUCUUAAGUAUGUGACAUUUCCUAUCUGAGCCAGUGAUUAGUGGAGUGAUGACUUGAUUUGCAAAAUCACAAGUUGUGCAGUUUAACCUGUUUGAAGUGAUGUAAGAAAACUAUGGUGCAUAAGUUUCAAUCCUCCAACGUGUAUUUUAUCAGCAGCUUGUGUGACAAAUGGUUGAUGUAUUGUGAUAUAAUAAUAAUAACUUUUAGGACUUAACUGCUCAAAGGGGCAACAGUUUUCUCUGCAGCUGAAGGCGCCGCUCUUUUUCUGCUGCAUCCCUACUAGUCCGAUUAGUACUCUGUAGUGUAGCUGUAUCUAAGCCAUUGAUUGAGAGGAAACUGAAACAGCCAGACGUGCACACAUGGCCUAACGGAAUGAAAAGUCAUUUUUUUGUUUUGUGUUGGUGGAAAUCUUUUGCAACUCACACUAAAAAACCCAUUAUUUAAACAUUAAACGGAUGAAAGCCGCUGGUUUACUCUUUUUAUUUCAUGUUAGAUCUUAGAUGCAACACUAUUUCUUACAUUCUGUUUCAUUUCUCUUACCAGCUGCAGGGUUGAGGCAGUGUUGUAUGUUUUUUUUCCAUCUCUGUCAGAAAAUCUAGAAAUCAAACCAGCCUCAGUUAUUAUAAAUCAUGUUUUAGUCAGCUGAGUAUUCAUAUGCUAUAGCCAAACACAAUAAUCCCAGGGUUUUAUUCUCUGCAAUUUCAAAAAUGUAUUCAUCGUUCUGCAGAAUGAUCAUUCUGCAGAAUCAUCUGUGCAGCGGUUACACGUUUUUUUCACCCAUCUUGUGGUAAUGUUGUGCUUGUUUUUUGGGGGGAGGGGUCUGCAUACUGCAAGUGUAAUAAUGCAGAAGGGUGGGGCUGCAGAGGACCUCUAAUACUGAGGUGUUUAUGGUGUACUGUCUCUGACAGUAUUAGAAACAAACAUGGAUGUCUUUUUAAUCCAUAGACUUCAUCAGACUCAGUAGGUUUACAGUAAAUGAUGCAAACUCACAUCACGUUCAGUGUUAUUUUUUUAGGGGAAGCACAUCUUUAUCAGACUGUACACUUUAUUGGCUGGGGAAGAAUAAUGGUAAAAAAUUGAAAGUCAUGUAUUUAUUUAUUUUUUAAAGUCGACACUAUUCCUUCCCUUUUUUUCUCUUUCUCUUUUUUUUAAACAAUCGUGUGUAUCUUUGCCCUCAAUGAGGACUGUACAGCUUUUCUGUGUUUUUGUUUUCACCUUGUGUGUAUAGUUGCGCAUCUACAGUAACGUAUCUUAUUUUUGUAAUUGUGAUUACAGUAUACUCUAACAGUAUAGAUGUAUAUAUACAGUAUAAUAUCCAGAAGCAAUUUGAAAGGAGGGAUUCUCUGUGCUGCACAUGAUUGUCUUUGGAUUGUUUUUCUUUCAUUUCUUUCAUUUCAGUUUUGGUUUUCUUUUAUUCUUGCACUGGAUUCUAAGACUGUAUGCUCGAUGUAAAGAAACAAAUGUGAUAAGUCAAUGUAAUUUAUUCAAUAAAUACAGAGAAAUGGUUA
Messenger RNA from Notolabrus celidotus (New Zealand spotty), 3781 nucleotides. It is a transcript of the gene sh3gl2a, whose product is annotated as SH3 domain containing GRB2 like 2a, endophilin A1. Lineage: Eukaryota; Metazoa; Chordata; Actinopteri; Labriformes; Labridae. The coding region runs from base 290 to 1330 and encodes 346 amino acids. Gene Ontology annotation, cellular component: glutamatergic synapse; cytoplasm; presynapse. The transcript is spliced from 9 exons. Gene Ontology annotation, molecular function: protein binding. The record is from RefSeq and is a predicted model, not a curated record. Gene Ontology annotation, biological process: synaptic vesicle uncoating.